AUGGAAGCGGAAGGCAAUCGGACACUGGUUACUGAUUUUGUCCUUGUUGGAUUUACAAGAGACCCAUAUCUACGAAUAAUCUUCUUUGUGCUGUUCUUGGCCUCCUACACCAUUACACUGACUGGGAAUCUGGGCCUCAUGACCCUGAUCUACAUAGACUCCCGCUUGCACACACCUAUGUACUUCUUUGUGGGCAGCCUUUCCUUCCUGGAUGUCUGGUACUCCUCAGUCUACACUCCUCGGAUCUUGUUUGACUGUGUAUCCAAAAAUAAUCACAUGUCCCUAGCUGGUUGUGCAGCACAAUUGUUCUUCUCUGCCGGCUUGGCCUAUAGUGAAUGCUUCCUACUGGCCUUCAUGGCCUAUGACCGCUAUGUGGCCAUCUGCAAUCCACUCCUUUAUAUUAUUGCCAUGCCCAAGAAGCUCUGUAUCCAGCUGCUGGUGGCAGCUUAUGCAGGUGGCUUUGCCAAUGCCAUUGCACAUAUUAGUAACACUUUCCGCCUACGCUUCUGCGGAAACAAUGUCAUCAACCACUACUUUUGCGAUGUGCUGCCUCUUCUGAAAAUGUCCUGCGAUGAUAUAGGGUUCUAUGAAGUCAUUCUGACUGCUCUCAUAGGUUGCAAUUGGCUGGUAACUUCAGCUAUCAUCCUGAGCUCCUAUAUUGGUAUUGUGGGAGCCAUCAUUCGUAUCCAUUCAUCUGCAGGGAGACGCAAAGCCUUCUUUACUUGCUCAGCCCACUUGGUGUCAGUUACCCUCUUCUAUGGCUCCAUUCUUACCAUGUAUUGCAGACCCAAAUCUCAACACACUCCAAAUUGGAACAAGGCAAAUGCAUUGUUUUAUACUGUAAUCGGUCCUCUGGCCAACCCUUUCAUUUAUAGCUUACGCAACAAAGAUGUGAAGGCAGCUUUCAACAAAGUCUGGGAGAGAUUCACAUCAUAUAAAUCAAUGAAACUCCCUUUGGAGGAAUUAAGAAAAAAUGUUUGCUAUGAUACCAAUCUUCCACCUUUAGACCAUCAAGAGGAAAGACUCAACUCGGAAUAUAUCCAUUGUUGUAAAACUGGGCCAUUGGAUCUGACCAGGUAUUUAUCCAUGUCCUUUUCCUCACUUGUACUUUAUCAGUGGGAGGCCAUACCAAAUCCAGGGUUCCCCAAACUCAUGAGAGUGGCUUCAUCUUGUAAGGAGCUCAAAGUCUUCCAUGCCUCCCCACCCAGCCAUGAAGCCCCACCCAGCCAUGAAGCCUAUACUCUGCUGCUGCAAGAGUACCUCUAG
This is a messenger RNA of Crotalus tigris (Tiger rattlesnake), 1266 nucleotides long. Its product is annotated as olfactory receptor 9G4-like. The record is from RefSeq and is a predicted model, not a curated record. The transcript is spliced from 3 exons. Gene Ontology annotation, cellular component: membrane. Bases 1 to 1266 code for a protein of 421 amino acids. Gene Ontology annotation, molecular function: olfactory receptor activity; G protein-coupled receptor activity; odorant binding. Lineage: Eukaryota; Metazoa; Chordata; Lepidosauria; Squamata; Viperidae. Gene Ontology annotation, biological process: G protein-coupled receptor signaling pathway; sensory perception of smell.